This is a messenger RNA of Anoplopoma fimbria (sablefish), 5564 nucleotides long. It is a transcript of the gene arhgef10, whose product is annotated as Rho guanine nucleotide exchange factor (GEF) 10. Bases 237 to 4616 code for a protein of 1459 amino acids. The transcript has 30 exons. The record is from RefSeq and is a predicted model, not a curated record. Gene Ontology annotation, cellular component: centrosome. Gene Ontology annotation, molecular function: protein binding; guanyl-nucleotide exchange factor activity. NCBI's taxonomy places the organism in Eukaryota, Metazoa, Chordata, Actinopteri, Perciformes, Anoplopomatidae. Gene Ontology annotation, biological process: actin cytoskeleton organization; mitotic spindle assembly; positive regulation of stress fiber assembly.
UUGCAUCGCAGUGAGUCAAGUCAGAAGAAGGACGCUGGGCGAGCACUGGAUAUGUUUUGAUGUGUUUUAAGGUGUGUUAAAGUCCGAAAUGCAUCGCGGGUAACACUACAGAGGUGUUGCAGCGGAUAUAGUGUUGUUUUUCUGGGGGAAAAGUCAUAAAAUGGAAUGUGUGUCAGCGUAGUUGAUCCCCUUCAUGCUGCUGUCUGAAGAGCUUGUGACGGAGAAGAGCAGCAAUCAUGGAUGUGGAAGACUUUCCUCCCCCACCUCCUGAAAUGUUGGCAGACAGCGACCCCUUUCCAGAUGAAGACGAGGGGGAAUCCUUCGACUUUGAUGACAGUGCUGAUGACAUCCCCGAGGCUGACCGCCUACCCCCUGCACCUCCAGCUCUUCCGGCCCCUAGCAGCAAGGAUCAGGGCCAGGACAAGAUUGUAGUCAGUCACCCUGAAGGCCAUCAUACCAGCCCAGACCCCCCAGCGCCUUCCACCACAUCCAACUCCGCUCCAUCAUCAGCAGACACAACAGUUGCCACAAGCAGAUCCUCUACAGCAGGUGGAGAAACAGCAGAAGGAGAGGGGACAUCUGCUGCUGAGGGGACUGAUGACAUGGAGACAGAUUUACCACCACCUCCACCCCCUCCUCUUGAUGAGGACGCAGAGACAGAUCCUGGAAAAACAGCAGGCAGUGAAGGCCCGGAUGCGUCUAUCAAUGACCCUCACCCUCCACAAGCCGUCCCCAAAAGCUCCUCCCAGGGCAAAGUCAACCCCUACUCCGUGAUUGACAUCACUCCUCUCCAACUGCAGCAGCUUGAGCCGCAGCAUGGACCCUCCUCUGCCCCUUGCUCACCAAUGGAGCCCAAGGAACCAGAGGGAGAAUCCCAGGAUAUCCCCACCAGCCCUCUUGGCAUCAGUUCAGGAUACUCAGUCCCAGUGCCCUGUGGCUACGCAACCCCCUCUGGUGUACCGCUCAUCACACCAGCGUACACAACACCCGUCAUCAUUCGACACCUCUCCGUGGAUGAGGAUGUCACUAUGGUUGGGACUGGCAACACCCCUGUAGACAGUGUUUUCAUUGAAGAGUAUCCACCUAUUAGAGAAGAGGAUGCUUUGGCUAAAUGGGCAUCUGAUCCUGCCAACACUGCAUGGAUGGAAAAUCCAGAUGAGGUGAUUUACGAUGACGUGCCCAGAGAGAACUCUGACUCCAACACAGAUCCAGAUGAGAUGAUCUAUGAUGACGUGGAACUCGGCGAGGAGGGCGGCUGCAACAGCUCCCUCGACAACGGCUGGAGCUCUAGCGAGUUUGAAAGCUACGACGAGGCCAGCGACGGGGAGGGUCGCCCUGAGAACGGCCUGCCCCAUGCCUUCAUGAGAGGGAAGCCACCCCAGAGGAAAACACAUCUCUCUCAAGAUCUGACACGCUUGAAAGAACACUAUGAGAAAAAGAUGAAAGAUCUAAUGGCAAAUACAGUGGGAACGGUAGAGCUGCAGCAGUUAAAACAGAAACACGAGCAGAAGAUGCAAAAGCUGGUGAAGGCAGCUAAGGAAGGGACCAAAGAUGGACUUGAGAAAACCAAAGCUGCAGUGAAGAAGGGACGCUCUUUCAUAAAAACCAAGUCAUUCUGUCAAGAGAGGAAGUCGACCUGUUUUGAGGAUGAGGAGUCUGAACUCUUCAUUGAGGUGGACUGCUUCAAUGUCGAGCCAGUGCUGUGUCCAGAACCAGAAGGUCUUUCACAGCAACAGCUGGUGAGAAGAUGCAUACUGGGAUCUAUAUUGGAGAGUGAGAAGAACUAUCUUGAUGCACUGAAAAGGAUAUUAGAGCAAUAUGAGAAGCCCCUGUCCGAGCUUGAGCCAAGGCUGCUGAGCGACAGGAAACUGAAGAUGACCUUCUAUCGCGUGCGUGAGAUCCUGCAGUGCCACUUCCUGUUCCAGAUCGCCCUGGCAAGCCGUGUUGCUGAGUGGGACGGCCUGGAGAUGAUUGGGGAUGUCUUUGUUGCAUCGUUCUCAAAGUCCAUGGUGCUGGAUGCCUACAGUGAGUAUGUCAACAACUUCAGCACUGCAAUGACAGUGGUGAGGAAGACGUGCGCUGCCAAACCUGGCUUCCUGGAAUUCCUUAAGAAUCGUCAGGAGAACAGCGGUGACCGGAUGACUUUGUAUGGCCUGAUGAUGAAACCUAUCCAGAGAUUCCCACAGUUCAUUCUGCUCCUUCAGGACAUGCUGAAGAACACACCAGUGGGUCACGCGGACCGUCUGCCCCUGCAGAUGGCCCUGACCGAACUGGAGACAUUGGCAGAGAAGCUCAACGAAAAGAAGAGGGAAGCCGACCAGCGCUGCGAGAUCCGUCACAUUGCAAAGGCCAUGAACGAACGCUACCUCAACAAGCUUCUGAGUAACGGCAGCCGCUACCUGAUCCGCUCAGACGACAUGGUGGAGACGGUCUACAAUGAGCGUGGUGAAAUCAUCAAAACCAAAGAGCGACGCCUCUUCCUGCUCAAUGAUGUUCUCAUGUGUGCCACGCCCAAUAUCCGCGUUCACUUAAGGGAAUGUUUAAUGUGUCAGGAUGGCAGUGGGAGCGGCAGUGGCAAUGCCCCACCCGACCAGAAGUUCCUUCUUAAGUGGAGCGUGCCUCUGAGCUUCGUGGAAGUGCUGGAGUUUGGAUCUAGCGAGGACAUGGCCGACAGCAGUCGCUUCCCAACAUCCCAUUCUGGGGAGAAAGUGGUCAUCAACGCUAAGCCAAACAAGCUGUACAUGGGCCCCGGUCAGUUGUACCAAGAUCUGCAGAACCUGAUCCAUGACCUCAGCCUGGUCAACCAGAUCUCCGGCAUGAUCAGCAGCCUCAAAGGCAACUACCAGAAUGUGAACCCCACAGUGGCCCACGAUUGGGUAUCAGGUCUCCAGAGGCUGAUACUGAAGAAGGAGGAGGAGAUCAGGGCUGCUGACCGGUGUAGGAUCCAGCUCCAGCUGCCUGGCAAACAUGACAAGUCGGGUAAACCCACCUACUUCAGUGCAGUGUUCAAUACUCUCAGCCCAGCCAUCAAACAGUCAUGGAUCAGCAACUUGCAGAUGGCCAAGCUGGCUCUAGAGGAGGACAACCUGCAGGGCUGGUUCUUCGCAGAGGAGGAUGGGAAUCAGAUAAAAAAGCAGAAACACCCUCUCUUGCUUCGACAAAUGCCUGUGGUCAUGUCAAAACUACAAGAGUUCAAGGUGGAAUGUGCUGUUCAUAAUCCAGAGCCCCACAUCAACACAGAGAGCACAGCAGAUACUCCCGUCGUGGGCCAUGGCUGUGUCUGGGUUGCAAGUUGCACCAACCAGAUGGGCCAGAUAUCCAUAGUGGCCAUGCAGAGAUCCAGCCCUAAGGUGACCGAGUGUUUCAAUGUGGAGUCACGUAUCCUCUGCAUGGCCUACGUCCCUGCAGAGCAACCUCAGGAGAAUGGGGAGAAGAUUCCCGAAAACAACCAUGUCCCCACAGCGAAGGCCAGCGAUUCUCCCAGUGUCUGUCUUGGCAUGGAGGAGGGCAGCAUCAUUGUGUAUAAGAGCAGCCAACGGUCCAAGAAAGUCCGUCUGCAGCAUUUCUUCACCCCGGACAAGUCCACCGUCACCAGCCUGGUCUAUAAGAAGCACUGUCUGUACGUCGGCCUGGUCAGCGGCUCUGUGGCAGUCUACUCCAGAUCACAAGACGGUUUGUGGAGCAGCGAAAAGCCUAAGGUGCUGAAACUGGGGAUCCUCCCCGUCAAGGCCAUGCUGGCUGUGGAGGAGCACCUCUGGGCUUCAACAGGUGGACAGGUCUUCAUCAUCAGCGCCCACACACACUGCGUGGAGAGGCAGCUGGAGGCCCACCAGGAAGAGGGCAUGGUGGUGUCCCACAUGGUGGUGGCUGGAGUGGGCAUCUGGAUCGCCUUCAGCUCAGGUUCCACUCUGCGCCUCUUCCACACCGAGACCCUGGAGCACCUGCAGGACAUUAACAUUGCCACACCGGUCCACAAUACACUACCCGGAAACCAGAGAGUGUCAGUGAGUAGUCUGCUGGUCUGUCAUGGUCUGCUGCUGGUAGGAACCAACCUGGGAGUGACUGUGGCCCUCUCUGUCCCCAGACUGCAGGGGAUCCCCAAGGUCACAGGUCGGGGUAUGGUGUCCUUACACGCUCACAACGGUCCAGUCAGGUUCCUCAGCGUGGCUGCUGCGGUGUGUAACCGGCCCUCUGGAACAUCAUCCUCCACCCCUCCGACCUCAGUUCAGCCAACAGAGACAGACGAUGGGGAGAACACCCAGCCCCCCUCAGAUUCAGCCCCGACUGCCCCUCCGGGACGGGGCGUGUGGCUGGGAGAGGCGGGCUGCACCACCAUGGCUCUCCAGGACUCCCUGUCCUCCUCGUCCUGCUGCUCCCUGGCGCCGUCACAGGGCUCUUUGGAGCACGGGCCCGAGGACGGGGCCCUCUAUGACAUGCUCCAUGACCCGGCCCAUCACCAGAGGGGCCGCCGGGUCAGCAAGGUGGAUGUCAGCUCCUUGCUGGUGAUCUCUGGAGGUUUGGGCCACCGCAGGGUUAGCAAAAAGACCAAACAGUCUCGCCAUGAGGAUACCACUUCUACCAUUAUGGUCUGGCAGAUCCCUUUGAUCAACAUGUGACACCCAAAGCACCUCAGUAGGUUGGAAAUCACAUUUUCUCCAUAACCCAGUCAUACCUACUUGUAUCUUACCUAUACCAUCUGUCUCUUUUCAGGCUAAAUGAGAAGUGCUGCUCACAACUCUCACAAGGAGAUCUGUUGUUACACUUCACAGACUAUUUGUCAUCAAUCAAAACUGAAAAGAGAAGUGCAUCAAGCACUACACAAUACUCCCAUGAUGUUUCUAAUGAUGUCUCCUACCAUAAAGGAAAAACAGAGGAUUAAUAUAACCACUCAAUCAUGAUGCUUGACAGAGCAAACAACCCCCUACAGACCAGUCAGAGGAUAUACUGUACUUGUUUGAAAACACUGAAAGGUCUUUAUUUUCACCCUCUGCUAAAGUUAAUUGUUCUGUAACAUGGCUAAUACAUUACUCUCCAGUGUUUGUGCUAUACCAGUUGACUGUAUAGGACUGCAGUAUUCAAAUCAGUGUUGAAAACGAAUGACUUCUUGAAAGGUGUUAAAGGAGACGAUGGGGCUAUGAAUAUGUUACAUGUUACAAGUUUUUUUUUUUUAAGAUUAGGUUUUGACCAGACCUGUAGGUCAUCUGUCGAGGCCCGAGUUGUAAAUAUGAAGUAUGACAACUCAGGAUUACAUGUGUCAGAGUUUUGGUGUCAUCUUUUGUCCCAGCUUGGUGCUUCUGCAGUUCUGUUAACAGAGAAUAAGGGAUCGAAAACGGUGAAAUAUCGAUGACUGAAUUAGUUCGUUAAGGUUUGAUGAGAAUCCCUGGCUGGCCAGGUUUCUAAUUAAAAGGGCAUGAAAGUGUUGUCAUCACCAGGAGAUAUUUUUUUUACCCCAAUGUAACUUUUUUUGUCUCGCAUAUAGAUAUUUAAAAAAAGAAAAAAAGCUUUAUACUUUUGUCACAAUUUGUAUGUACUUCUGUUUAUUAACAAAUGCAUAAACUGUUUUA